AGCAAACGCGGGACGAUCACAAUCUAGUGGAAUUAUCGCUUCACCCCAUGGCGCUUCUCCUCGGCCUCGCGCCCGCGUCGCUGCUCACUCCUCGGCUCAAAAGAUCGCCGAUCCGCCGCCCCCGUCCCCUCCCGCUGCGCCCCGCUCCCGCGCUCGUCGCCGAUCGGAUCGCGACUAGAUCGGCGUCCGUACGGUGCGAGGCUCUCGGGGAGGGGAUCGGCGAUCGGACGGUGUACGAAGGCGUCUACGGCCCCUGGACGGUGGAUCCAUCCGACGUUCGCGAGGUGAUAUCAUACAGAUCAGGACUGGUAACUGCAGCCACUUCUUUCAUAAUCGCCGCAUCCGCGGCUUUUCUUCCCGAAGGCACCUUUGGAGACAUUAUCAAGCAAAAUAUCGACUUGUUUUACGUAGUCGGAGCCGGAGGUCUAGGUCUAUCUCUUUUCUUGAUCCAUAUUUAUGUCACGCCUAUUAAACGCUUCCUACAAGCACUGUGGGUGAUCGGCGUUGUCGGAUCCAUCGCGGCUUAUCAAUUCGGUGCACUACCUUCGAAUGAGAGCUUGGCUCAAUACGUGCUCGAUAACCCGUCUGCGCUGUGGUUUGUCGGGCCUCUCUUUGCUGCGCUGACGGGCCUCGUCUUUAAGGAAGGUCUCUGUUAUGGAAAGCUAGAAGCCGGUAUCCUCACGUUCGUCAUUCCGGGACUUCUUCUGGGUCAUUUGUCGGGUUUAAUGGAUAAUGGACCAAAGUUAAGCCUGUUAGGUCUAUGGAUGGCUCUCUUUGUGGUAUUUGCGGCGAGAAAGUUCCAGCAACCUAUCAAGGACGACGUCGGCGACAAAUCCAUAUUCGUGUUCAAUGCUCUUCCUGAAGAGGAAAAGAAGGCUCUGCUUCAGAAGCUCGAGGAACAGAGCAAUCAGAAGCUUGAUUAGCGUACAAGAUGAAGAGUAAACAAACACAAAGUGUAAAUUUUGCAAGGAUACAUAUGCUUUAAUUUCACCUGUAAUUAUAUGCUCUUAUUUCACAUCUUUUAUGUAUAUAUAUUAUAUACACAUCAAAUUUGGUUAUUACUAACCCUACUUAUUAUUA
Messenger RNA from Ananas comosus (pineapple), 1080 nucleotides. RefSeq lists its product as uncharacterized. The record is from RefSeq and is a predicted model, not a curated record. The transcript is spliced from 5 exons. The coding region runs from base 48 to 923 and encodes 291 amino acids. NCBI's taxonomy places the organism in Eukaryota, Viridiplantae, Streptophyta, Magnoliopsida, Poales, Bromeliaceae. Gene Ontology annotation, cellular component: chloroplast.